Messenger RNA from Oryzias latipes (Japanese medaka), 1657 nucleotides. The record is from RefSeq and is a predicted model, not a curated record. Lineage: Eukaryota; Metazoa; Chordata; Actinopteri; Beloniformes; Adrianichthyidae.
GUGUGGUACAAUGUACGCAUGCGUCAUAGCAAUGUGACGGAUUUUUGCAUCCUUGUGCAGCUGACUGGCGUGACAACCAUCUAACAAUGUAAAUUUAUAGUAGUAAUAAUAGUUUUUAACACCAUGGUAACCCCGCUAAAGCUUCGCCGGUUACACGGCUUGUUCUGUGUUUACAAACCCCUCGGCGUGCACUGGAAGCUCGUGCGUGAUACCAUCGAGACUAACCUCCUUAAAGGAGGGAACGUCGCCCCCCCACCGGCUCUUCCCCACAAGGUUCGGUUCUUGGCGGAACCGAGUCCGACCGGCGAGGCCGGAGCGGCGGCGUCGCUGUCCGCGGCACCGGUGCCUGCGCUCUCCCAUCAUCCUCUGGUAACCGGACCUGAAUUCCAACACAUACGCGUUGGAGUCGGCCAUCGCCUGGACGCCGCCUCCUCUGGAGUUCUGGUUCUCGCUGUUGGGAAUGGAAACAAGGCUCUAGAUGACCUGUACAAGACACGAGUGACCCGGGAUUAUAUGCUGGAAUGUGAAUUUGGGAUGGCAACCAAAGACUUCUCUCACACGGGUCGAGUUGUGGAAAAAUCCACUUACGGUCACAUCACUCUUGAUAAGCUGGAGAGAGUGCUGGCAAUGCUGGAGGGAGCCAAUCAGAAGGCAACGAGAAUGUUCUCCAACGUUGACAUGAGCUCCCAGGAAGCCUAUGAGUUGGCCGUGCAGGGCCUGCUGGGCCCCGAUGGGAAAUCUGCUCCCAUUUUGACAGGACUGCGAUGCGUUCACUUCCAGCCUCCAAGCUUCACUUUAGAGGUGCAGUGCCUGAAUGAAACGCAGAAAUACUUGCGGAAAGUGGUGCACGAGAUCGGACUGGAGCUGCGCAGCACAGCCGUGUGCAAAAACGUGAGGCGCACACGAGACGGACUCUUCACGUCCCGCCAGGCGCUCACCCGAAACCAGUGGAGCGCCGCAGACGUCAUGCAGGCGGUUCAGCAGCACCGCUACACCAAGAAGACGGAGAAAACCGUGAGGAAAAGGUCUGAAGAAAGCUCCGCCGCCACUCGUCAGAGCAAAGCGGAUGUGAUGUCAUCGCACAGAGGAAAAGAACAUGGCAGCUAAAGAGGACACUACAGAUAAUAAAAGGAAAUAUUUUGGAGAGUGACUAAAGAAAUACAUAGAACAUAUGUGACUUUUGUAUGUUUCUGUCUUCUAAAUGACCGUUGGGGUUGGAAUUGAGAUGAUCAGAAACAUAAACGCACUGGAAGCACACAGAGCUUCUUGUUCCCAUGACUCUGCAGCUGAGUUUCAGCACCAACGCUCCUCUGCUCGCUAAAGGUCAACAUUAUUUUGAGUCUCUGACAAUGUUUAGGAUUGUCAGAGUCCCCGGUUAUGUUUAGCCCCCCUCCCAGCUUGUUCCAUGUUCACGGGUGACUCCUGCCGCGCUUGACGGCCUGACAUGGCAGCCGGCCAGCUCCUCUGUAGGCAGACUAGAUCCACAGGCAUGUUUUAUUCAGAAAUGCUCCUGUUAUUGGCCUUAAUGUGUUUUUAUGCAAUAAAAGGGCAUUUAUAAGCAGAAAAUCAUUUGAACGUAAUUCUAAAUACUCUGUAACAGCAAGAGGGUUUGUUAGAUUUGCCAUUAACCCUCUUCAUAAUAAAGUGCAUUAAAAGC